GGUUUUUAAGGAAAUAUAUUCGAACCAAACAUUGAAGAAGUUAAGCAUCCAAAUGCGAUUUAAUAAACAAACCUUUCAGUCAUAGAGGAAUCUUUCAGUCUACCAGUCCAAAUUAAAAAAAGAUUUCAACGUUAUUUAUAUGAAGUUUGAAAAGAGAACGACAUUAGAAAUCUACAAUGGCUGAUGAAGCUAGUUUUUCGUCUGAUUCUGAUACAGAUGAAAUAGACUCUUGCAUUUGGUCCUUAAAAAAACGCAAGUCUUUUAAACAAGAAAGUCCUGAUAGAGCUAACCAGAUUAUAAGCAACAGUCUCGAGACUCAUUCUGUUGUAGACAAAUAUAAAAAAUUUGAAGAGUUGAAGAAGAAAUCUGGUGAGAUACGACGUUACUCUGCCAAAAGACAACUUAUUGCUGAAAAGCGAAGAGCUAAGAAACUUGUGAAGAAAGCUUUGCGGGACCCUUUUAUAAAAGAAUUAGUUGAGAAGAGUCAACUUUCUUCACAGGAAAAUGAAAAUGAAGCUCAUGAAAAAGAGGCAGAAGAGUGGAAUGAAGUGAAACCAUUUUUAAAUGUCAAUAAUCAUAUGCAGACUGCAGUUUCUCAUGGUGAUUGGGGGCCAAAGACAGAAAUAGAAUGUACUAUUGACGAUGCUAUCAAACAAGGAGAUUUCGAAAAGGCAGAACUUUUAAGUGAUACACUCGCAAAACGUGAGUUUGCAACAAAAAUAACCAAAGCAUUUUCUGCCAAAAGAUGUCAUGAACAAUUAGAAAAACAAAAGUUACUUGAAAAGGAUAAAAAAUCCAAGAAAAUCAGAUGGACAUUUGAUCAAAAGGAAAGGUGGCAAAUGAAAGGAAACAUGUGAACAUACUUCUUUUCCUAAAAUUUUUGUACAUAGUAAUUUUAGUAUAAAUAAAAUAUAUUAUGAUUUUUUU
Molecule: messenger RNA, 927 nt
Organism: Parasteatoda tepidariorum (common house spider)
Lineage: Eukaryota; Metazoa; Arthropoda; Arachnida; Araneae; Theridiidae
Product: protein FAM204A
Source: RefSeq, a predicted model, not a curated record